UGUCCACUCUGCUUAGCCCUCCUUUUACUAUAUCAAGUUUCGAUUCUUGUGGUUUUUAGGGUUGCUUCUAGUAUAGAUGCAGUUUUGCUUUCUCAUCCAGAUACGCUUCAUCUUGGUGCUUUUCCUUAUGCUAUGAAGCAGCUUGGACUCUCUGCUCCUGUUUAUGCUACUGAGCCUGUUCAUAGAUUAGGUCUCCUUACAAUGUAUGAUCAGUUUUUAUCCAGAAAGCAAGUAUCCGACUUUGAUUUGUUUACACUGGAUGACAUUGAUUCUGCUUUCCAGAAUGUGAUCAGAUUGACUUACUCUCAAAAUUACCAUCUUUCUGGUAUGAAAGGGAGAGGUAUUGUAAUUGCUCCUCAUGUUGCUGGACAUAUGCUGGGAGGUAGCAUCUGGAGGAUAACAAAGGAUGGGGAGGAUGUUAUAUAUGCUGUUGACUACAAUCAUCGGAAAGAAAGGCAUUUAAAUGGAACUGUUUUACAGUCUUUUGUUCGGCCUGCUGUUCUGAUAACCGAUGCAUAUCAUGCUCUUUAUACCAAUCAAACCGCAAGACAGCAAAGGGACAAAGAAUUUCUAGAUACCAUUUCAAAACAUCUUGAAGUUGGGGGAAAUGUUCUAUUACCCGUGGAUACUGCGGGUCGAGUCCUGGAACUUCUCUUGAUACUUGAACAGCAUUGGUCACAAAGAGGUUUCAGCUUUCCCAUUUACUUUCUCACAUACGUGUCAUCUAGCACAAUUGACUAUGUUAAGAGUUUCCUCGAGUGGAUGAGUGACUCCAUUUCAAAGUCCUUUGAGACUUCACGUGAUAAUGCCUUUCUAUUGAGGCAUGUCACUCUCUUGAUAAACAAGACUGAUCUGGAUAAUGCUCCACCUGGUCCAAAGGUUGUUCUUGCUUCCAUGGCCAGUCUCGAAGCAGGUUUUGCUCGGGAGAUAUUCGUGGAGUGGGCAAAUGAUCCCAGAAAUUUAGUCCUCUUUACUGAAACAGGGCAGUUUGGCACUUUAGCUCGCAUGCUUCAGUCAGCCCCACCUCCCAAAUUUGUUAAAGUCACCAUGUCAAAGAGGGUUCCUUUGGCUGGGGAAGAGUUGAUUGCGUAUGAAGAAGAGCAAAACAGACUGAAAAGGGAAGAAGCUUUGCGAGCUAGCCUCGUCAAAGAGGUGGAAACAAAAGCUUCCCAUGGAUCCGAUGAUAAUUCAAGUGAACCUAUGGUCAUAGAUACCAAGACUACUCACGAUGUUGUUGGUUCUCACGGGCCUGCAUAUAAAGAUAUAUUGAUUGAUGGAUUUGUUCCCCCAUCUAGCAGCGUAGCUCCAAUGUUCCCAUUUUAUGACAACACAUCUGAAUGGGACGACUUUGGGGAGGUUAUCAAUCCAGAUGAUUACGUGAUCAAGGAUGAAGACAUGGACCGAGGAGCAAUGCAUAACGGAGGUGAUGUGGACGGAAGGCUUGAUGAGGCAACUGCUAGUCUCAUGCUUGAUACAAGACCUUCGAAAGUCAUUUCCAAUGAGCUCAUUGCACAAGGAGUAGUCUUCUCACUUUGAAAUAGAGAGAUAGGAAUUCUCAUUGACAUCGCGUUGGGCCUAUCAAAUUUAUCUUCUUACGAUCGCCAGCUCUGUAGCAUAUCAUAUGAGGUCUAUGAUCUACCAGAUUUAACGAGAAUAUUGUCUGUUGAGACAUGGAACUCAAUUCUGACAGAAGCAGAAAGAUUCUUCCUCUCAUGUUUUCUGCCAGAUAUGGAUCAACAGACUUUUAGUUUGACGAUCCAGGAACUUUUUGGAGGCGCCAAUUUAUAUUUUGGGAAUCCAGAGGAUAGGUUUUACAAGACAUUUGAGAGGAGGAUUGUUUACUCCAAAGGUAGCUUGUUUCAAAGAAGGUGUUAUGUUUGUUAAGAGGAAAAAGUAUUACUACUCUUUAAAGUUCUAUCAUGAAAAGCUGAUCAAGACAUUCACCGAGAUGCAGAGGUUGCGGGUUCUGUAUGGAAAGAAAUUGGGCAAUAACUCAAGACUCCUCCUUUGGUCAGAACAAACACAAACCGGGAAUCUAAAGCUGCUAGACCUUAAUAGAGUUCCAUCUGAGGAAAUGGAUAGUGCUACAUGUAGAUUCAAAACUCCCAAUGUAGUGAAACCUGUGGAAAGAAAUAGAAGGAAAAGUUAAACCUUCCCUCGCAGUGGCAGCUCCAAAAACACUCUUAAAGAUAAAGAUAACCAAUAGAGGAAUAUUCCGGUACCAAGGUUCCAGCUUAGUUUUUGCUGGACAUCAUCAUCCGACUUUGCCAAAGGGUCUUCUCAAAUUAGUCCCUAAAUCUUCUUCUGCCAUUCACAGAACAAAAUCUGCCUCUAAAGCAAGAAGAAUAUGUCCACUACCACCUGAAGUCUCCUGGUUUUAAGCCCAGGACUGUUGAUAGAGCCUCUCAAACAACAGAGACUGAGAGGAUUUUGUCUGGUAAUAGCUUUCAGAGGGAAGCCGAGGUCCUGAGAAAACCGCUGCGUGUUCUGAGCAAAGACUCGAGAAACCGAUAAGGCCCAUUUGUUUUCCUUGACAUACAAGCGAAGAAAGGAUCAGAGAAUCGCUUGAGCCUGCACUCUAUGCUAAUCCAAUGUUCCACCUAAUGUACUCUUCCAUUACUCGAGAUUCAUGAAUAUAUGAACUGUAAUGCAAAUUGGUAGCUGGAUUUGGUUUGGGGUUGAGUUGGUUUCGUUUCAAAAUUUAGAGGCACUAAAAAGAAACAUUGAAGAAAUAGAGGAGUAAAGUGAAAUAGAGGAGUAAAUACCAAAAACCUCAAAGCUCUCACAACGGAUAUGAACUCAAUUACUCAAUGACUGCUCUUGUUCUGGGUGAAGGCUGUGUCGGAAAAUCAUCCACUGUCAAUUCUCUUAUCGGCGAACAAGUCGUCCAUGUCAGUCCUUUCCAGGCUGAAGGAUUGAGACCAGUGAUGGUUUCAAGAACUAUGGAAGGAUUCACUAUCAACAUUUUUGAUAUCCCUGGACUUUUGGAAGCUGGAUAUGUCAAUCACCAAGCCCUCGAGUUAACCAAAGGGCCAGUACUACUCUUUUGGAAUCUCUAUUCAAAGAUUAUAGAAAAUGAACAAUUUGAAAAGAAAGGGGUUAUUUAAAAAUUAAAAGGAAUUAUAUGGACCAGGGAUGUAAUUACUUCAGACUAAAAACCGUCUUUCACGGUGGCUUCUUCUUCUUUGGUUCAUCGGAGAAAUUUUAGGGUUUA
Molecule: messenger RNA, 3214 nt
Organism: Arabidopsis lyrata subsp. lyrata
Lineage: Eukaryota; Viridiplantae; Streptophyta; Magnoliopsida; Brassicales; Brassicaceae
Product: cleavage and polyadenylation specificity factor subunit 2
Exons: 14
Biological process (GO): mRNA 3'-end processing by stem-loop binding and cleavage
Cellular component (GO): mRNA cleavage and polyadenylation specificity factor complex
Molecular function (GO): RNA binding
Source: RefSeq, a predicted model, not a curated record